Striga asiatica is the source of this 774-nucleotide messenger RNA. The record is from the annotation of a GenBank genome assembly. NCBI's taxonomy places the organism in Eukaryota, Viridiplantae, Streptophyta, Magnoliopsida, Lamiales, Orobanchaceae.
AUGGCUUCAGCCGCAGCUACCUCAAGAUCCUUCAGCUAUUUACUUUUAGCCACUGUAAUUGCCGCCAUGUCAGCUGCCUUGGUGGCGGGCUUCCAAUUUCAGGUCGGCGGCAAAGGGCGAGGAUGGAAAAUACCAACCGGAGACGAGCCCGAGACCUAUAACGAGUGGGCCGCCAUGAACAGGUUCCGCAUUGGCGAUACUCUUUACUUUGAGUACGAAAAGGACUCGGUGCUGGUGGUGAACGACGCCGAUUACCUGAGCUGCAACACGUCGAAUCCCAUCUCUGAAUUCGAAGACGGAAGCACGGUUUUCCGGUUCGAGCAGUCGGGCCCGUUUUAUUUCAUCAGCGGGCUGCCAGGUCACUGCAAAUUGGGCCAAAGGCUCAUUAUCCGAGUCAUGCACCGUUCGGAGGUCUCGGCUCCGACCAUUGCACCCUCUCCGGCGCCAGCUGUCGGAGGUUCGAGAGGCGGCGGCUUUGGGGACGGGCGGGAAACGGGCGUGAGUUCGGCUGGGAAAAUCGCGGUUGUCUCAUGCCUUGUGAUUACCCUUUUAGGUCUUUUUGUUGGGGCCUACAUUUUCGUGUCUACAUUGUUCGAGUUUAGGAAGACGAGCCAUUUUUGGGACGUUUCUGAGACGUCCGAACCAUGUUCGAGUCAUCACCCGAGCCAUACGAACCGCCACUCGUGUGAAGGAGUCGAGACCCGACACUCGCUGGCGAACAAAGGGUCGCUAGCGCGCGAAACUAGGCGCGAGACCAGACGCCACUCGCAGUGA